Molecule: messenger RNA, 8889 nt
Organism: Fusarium mangiferae
Lineage: Eukaryota; Fungi; Ascomycota; Sordariomycetes; Hypocreales; Nectriaceae
Exons: 2
Coding region: 1-8889 (2962 amino acids)
Source: RefSeq, a predicted model, not a curated record
AUGCGUCUUCGGCAUUUCAUCCCUGAGCUUCUGCUCCUGGGCUCGACUACCCAAGCUCGACCUACCGAAGAGUGCCCUGAUGGGGUCUCUAUCGUCAAGGUCCAGCCUGAGGUUAUCGUUGGGCUUCAGCCCGUCAGUAUAAGUGCUGUGUUCACUAGCAAUACAGUCCUUACUAUUGAUGGGACUACGAUUCCUAUCACUGGUGCUCCUACUACCUUGGUCACUGCAUUCACUAUCACCAAGACUUCGACUAGGUACAUCACUGGUAACCCGGAACCGUAUUUUACUGGUCCCUAUACGACCAUCACUAGUAACAACCCCGGAUCGAACCCCACUACGAUCACCCGACCGCCCUCUGGCAAUGAUCACACCGGAACCGUUAUCAUAGUCAACCCAUCAGGUGGCUCUGGUGGCACAGAUCCCGCCUUCACCGGACCGUAUACGACUAUUACAAACAAUGGACCUGCUGGAAGUCACCCAACCACUCUGACUCUUCCUCCCUCGGCCAAUGACCCCAGCGGAACUGUUAUCGUGGUUGUUCCCUCUGGUACUGGUACUCAGAGCAAGCCUUUCACUGGUCCAUAUACAACCAUCACGAGCGCUGGUCCGGGAUCUCAGGCUACCACUCUGACACUCCCACCUUCUGGCACUGGUGGUGUUGGAACUGUCAUUGUGAUUGAUCCAACUUCUUCUGGUUCCAAGCCCUCUUCUACCAACUCAGGUAAGUUCCCAGCAACGACUCUCACCAUUCUACCAUCUGGCACGGAUGGCACUGGCACUGUUAUCGUUAUUGGACCUACGGCGUCUUCUGGAUCUGGACAUGCUUCCUCUGGUGGCUCGGCGCAUACCACGGCUGGAGGCUCUGGUGUCCCCAACCCCAGCUCUGUUACUUCGAAGGGGACCUUCACUGGUCCAUUUACCACCAUUACUGGUAUCAACACUGGCUCUACUGGUACAACCGUGACACUCCCCCCCUCUGGUACAGGCUCCAUCGGCACUGUUAUCGUCUUGGAGCCUAGUACAAGUGCUCAGAAGACCACCUUCACGGGCCCUUUCACUACUAUCACUGGAGUCAACACUGGUUCUGCCGGAACUACAGUCACACUUCCCCCUUCGGGCACAGACAGUGUCGGCACGGUUAUAGUCCUUGAGCCAAGCACGACUGCGCAGAGGACGACCUUUACAGGACCCUUCACCACAAUCACUGGCGUUAAUUCUGGCACCGCUGCUUCGACUGUUACCCUCCCUCCCUCAGGCUCGGAUCCUACCGGCACUGUCAUUAUCCUCGAGCCCAGUGUGACAUCGAAGCCAAGUACCUUCACCGGCCCCUUUACAACCAUCACUGGAGUUAACACCGGCUCAUCAGGAACGACUGUUACCCUUCCCCCUUCCGGUACCGGCUCCGUCGGUACUGUCAUCGUCCUUGAACCUAGCACGACUGGACCGCGAAGCACUUUCACUGGCCCUUUUACUACGAUCACAGGCGUUAACUCAGGUAGUCUGACUGCAACACUUACGCUUGCGCCAUCUGGCUCUGACCCAACCGGCACAGUUGUCAUUCUCGAGCCUUCAGUCACUGCCCCUGCCUCUAGCUUCACAGGUCCCUUCACCACUAUAACCGGAAUCAACACUGGCAAUGGUGUAGCAACUCUCACGUUGGCGCCCUCUGGUACCGACUCGACUGGAACUGUCGUCAUUCUUGAGCCUUCUUCUUCUGUUCCUUCAAGUACUUUCAGUGGUCCUUUUACCACCAUCACAGGAUCUGGUCCCAUCCCGACCACCGUCAGUCUUCCUCCUUCAGGUGGCGACCCAAGCGGUACUGUUAUCGUGAUUGGUCCUCCUUCAAGCACCACAACCUUCACUGGUCCCUUCACUACCAUCACCGGUGUCAACACUGGUACUGGUUCCUCAACAGUCACACUUCCUCCCUCAGGCACCGAUACAGUUGGCACUGUCAUUGUGCUGGAACCAUCCACCACUAAGACUUUUACUGGGCCUUUCACGACAAUUACUGGUGUUAACACAGGCACCGGCGCUUCUACCGUAACCUUGCCACCUUCUGGGACUGACUCGGUUGGUACCGUCAUUGUGCUUGAGCCGUCAACGACCAAGACAUUUACUGGACCUUUCACUACCAUUACUGGCGUCAACACUGGCACCGGUUCCUCCACAGUAACCUUGCCUCCUUCUGGUACCGAUACUAUCGGCACAGUGAUCGUGUUAGAGCCCUCGACAACCAGGACGUUUACGGGACCUUUCACCACCAUCACCGGCGUGAACACCGGGACUGCAACUGGUGCCUCGACCGUGACUCUUCCCCCCUCUGGCACUGACUCAGUCGGCACUGUGAUUGUCCUCGAGCCCUCAACUCGCACAACCUUCACUGGACCAUUCACUACCAUCACGGGCGUCAACACUGGAACUGCAACUGGUGCUUCUACUGUUACCCUACCUCCUUCUGGCACGGACACCAUUGGUACAGUCAUUGUGCUGGAGCCUUCCACUCGCACGACCUUUACUGGCCCCUUCACAACAAUCACGGGCGUCAAUACGGGAACUGCAACUGGCAAGUCCACUCUGACUUUGCCUCCCUCUGGCACUGAUCCUACUGGUACCGUAAUUGUCUUGGAGCCUUCUGUUUCAGCCCCAGCGAGCAGCUUCACUGGACCUUUCACAACAAUUACUGGAGUGAAUACUGGCACAGCAACUGGCGCUUCUACAUUGACCCUCCCUCCUAGUGGCACAGAUAGUGUCGGCACAGUCAUCGUCCUAGAGCCUUCCACUUCUGCAGUCCCAACAACCUUUACUGGACCCUUCACUACUAUUACCGGUGUGAACACUGGAACGGCAACUGGUGCGUCCACAUUGACCCUCCCGCCCUCGGGUACGGAUACUGUCGGUACCGUCAUUGUCUUGGAACCCUCGACUUCAUCUCCAGCUUUCACCGGCCCUUUCACUACCAUUACAGGCGUGAACACCGGUACAGCCACGGGAGCCCAGACCGUCACUCUGCCGCCUUCUGGUACAGAUACAAUCGGUACAGUGAUUGUACUGGAACCAUCUACAGCUGCUACCCCAACCACCUUUACAGGCCCAUUUACCACUAUCACUGGAGUGAACACAGGUACAGCUACAGGAGUCCAGACCGUCACCUUACCACCCGCCGGAACCGACACUAUUGGCACCGUUAUUGUGUUGGAACCCUCAACUUCAGCUCCUCUUUUCACCGGACCCUACACUACCAUCACUGGUGUCAACACAGGUACUGCGACUGGAGCGUCGACCAUCACGCUUCCGCCGUCUGGAACAGAUACCAUCGGCACAGUUAUUGUGUUAGAGCCUUCAACCUCAGCACCUGCGUCAACAUUCACUGGUCCAUUCACCACUAUAACUGGUGUCAGCCCAGGUACUGCCACAGGGGCCUCAACAGUCACUCUCCCACCAUCAGGAACCGAUACCAUUGGAACCGUCAUCGUGCUCGAGCCUUCAACAUCAGCCUCUGCUUCAUCGUUCACAGGUCCUUUCACCACGAUCACUGGUAUCAACACAGGCACAGGCACGGGGGUAUCUACCAUCACUCUGCCCCCGACAGGAACUGACACCAUCGGAACUGUCAUUGUUCUUGAACCUUCGACUUCAGCUCCUGCUUCGACUUUCACUGGGCCUUUUACCACUAUCACUGGCGUCAACACAGGUACCGCUACUGGUACCUCUACGUUGACACUUCCACCAUCAGGCACAGAUACUAUCGGCACAGUCAUCAUCCUCGAGCCGUCAACUUCAGUACCUGGUUCAACCUUCACCGGUCCCUACACCACCAUCACAGGUAGUGGACCCAUUGGCACAAGUAUCACUCUGUCACCAUCUGGAACAGACCCUGUCGGUACCGUGAUCGUGAUCGAGCCCACGCCUGUUUCAACUCUAUCCCCUGGAGCCACCGGAACUAGCGAGGGCUCGGGUGUUUCAUCAACCUCUAAUGGUUCUCAAGGUCAGUCAACGUCUUUCCCCGGAAGCUCCGACUCUGGCGCUUCAAGCACUUCCGAUUCCCCCUCCCAGCAAAGUUCAGGUGUUUCUUCUUCCCAAUCCUCUGCCUCUGAUUCCUUGACCGAUGGCAACUCUGGUUCUGCGAUCAACACUUCCAGUGGCUCUAUGGAAUCUCCGACUGGAGUUUCAUCAGGUGAUUUGUCAGCUUCUGUUACUGGCGGCUCUGAGUCUGCCUUCAGUACCUCUGGUCCCGCAUCCCAGGAGAGCUCGGAAUCUUCCGGCUCCUUUACCAACGGCAAUACUGGUAGCACUGACCUUGGUGAGUCUACUGGUUCUCCAUCGGGUACUUUGUCAACCUCUGGCACCGGUAGCGAGUCAACCUCCAGUGCUGGUAGUCAGUCACCCUCUGCCCCAGGAAGCUCUGACGCCGCUUCAAGCACCUCUGACACCGCGUCACAACAGAGUUCUGAUACCUCAUCCGUUCCCGCUACAGAGACUGGUGGCAACACUGGCGGUCCUGGUUCUGGAAGUACCAGUUCUGGUGACUCUGAAAUCACCUCCACUGAGGUUCCUUCAGGAGCUUCAUCCUCUGGAACUGGCCCGGAUGCCAGUUCAGCUGUCUCUGGUGCAUCUUCAGAUACCUUGUCCAAUGGCAACGCUGUCGGCCCUGAGUCAACUGGCACCUCUGAUGGCUCUGGCGUAUCUUCAACGGGACUUCCCACUGUCUCCACAUCUGGCACUGGCGCAGGAACAUCUUCAGACGGAUCGGGUGCUUCUUCAACUCUAGGGUCGGAGACUAGUGGUAACACUGGUGGGUCCGAAUCUACAAGCACUACAUCUGGUGGUUUUGAAGGGUCAUAUACUGGACUUCCUUCAGGAGCUUCAUCCUCGCAGUCCGGCUCAGAGACAUCACCAAUUGCAUCAGUGUCUUCUUCAGAUACCGCAACCAAUGCUAACACCGGCGCGUCAGGCUCUGCAACCACCACUUCUGGUGGCUUUGAAGUAUCCUCCACUGAAGUCCCCUCAGCUUCGUCUUCUGACCCCGAAGGAUCUUCGACAGGAGUCCCCACUGACGCCACCUCCUCUGGCUCUGGUGCUGAGUCUUCUGGAGCCGAGACUUCUGGCGCCGGAUCAGGUACUUCAUCCGAAACAGGUGGUAACUCUGGCGCUACAAGCAGCACCUCUGAUGUAUCUGCAACGGGAGCUCCUACCGGUGAGACAUCAUCUGGCUCUGGCGCUGGAACAUCUUCAGCGGCGACUGGUGGUUCCUCUGCUCCGUUUACAGAGACUGACAAUACUGGUGCCCCUGCCUCUACAAGCAUUGACGGCUCUGGGGAAUUUUCCACCGGUGUUCCCUCUGGUGGUUUUACAUCCUCUGACACCGGAUCUGCGACUACUUCAGCGGGAUCAGGCGCUUCUUCAACUGCUGGAGAGGAGUCUAGUACUGGUGCCACAGCUGGUACGUCUGAUGGCUCUGAAGGCUCUUCGACAGGAAUCCCCACUGGCACUACUUCAUCUGGCACUGGCCCAGAGACCUCGGGUGCUUCCUCGACAGUCGAUGAGGGAUCAAGCACUGGUGCCCCUGCCUCUACCGCCAGUGUCUCUAGUGGUUCCGAAGGAUCUUCAACUGGAGUUCCCUCCGGAGCUUCUUCAUCGGAGCUCAGCUCGGAGACUUCAUCAGCGGGAUCUGAAGCCUCAUCUGGAAGCUCUGGUACCUCUGAGCCUACUGGUGCCACCUCAUCUUCUGGGCCAGGUGCAUCUUCUUCGGCUUCGGCACCAGAGACUGACAGCACUGGUAUCCCUGUCUCUACCGACGGUACCUCUAUCGGUUCAGAAAGUUCUUCUACUGGACUUGCAACGGAGUCCUCGUCUGGCUCUGGUGUAGAGACCGCCUCAACUGGUUCUGGCUCAGAGGCUUCCUCUACUGGAUCCGGUGCCUCUACCGGAAUUGCCACUGAGACUUCCAUCGGCUCAGGCUCAGAGACCACUCCGGCUGAAGUUUCCACCGAGCCUGCCUUCACCUCAUCAGGAUUCAUUACACGAAUUUCUAGUUCAUCGUUGUCUUCUGAAGAGAUCACUGACAUUUCAUCAGGCCCUGAUACCUCUACUGGUUCUAGCUCUGCUGCCACCGGCGCUUCUUCAACCUCUGACUCAGGUGCCGCUACUACCUCAUCGGGGCCUGGAACAGAGACUUCUGGUUCAGAGCCUUCGAACACUUCAUCAGGAUCUGAUGGCUCUUCCACUUCCGGUACUCCAUCCGAGAGCUCGAACACCUCCGCCAACCCAGAAGAGUCUUCUUCUGCUACGGGAGAGUCUUCUGGUAUCCCCGUAGAGACCUCUUCCGGUCCCGGUUCCGAGACCACUGGUGCUUCUUCUAGCUCUGGUGUUCCUUCUGAGAGCUCCAACACAUCUGCUCCCCCUGCUGAGUCUUCGUCUGAUGCUGCUGAGUCUUCCGGUACCUCAGGCAUUCCCUCAGAGACCUCUUCGGGCUCUGGAUCCGAGAGUGCCUCAGCGUCCGCCACUUCUGGAGCCGGUGGAGAGUCUUCAGCGGCUUCUUCAUCUGAACCUGAGCCAAUUUCCGGUGGAUCUUCUGCCACAACCGAUGCUGGCUCGGACACGUCUAGCACUGCGGCUACCGCUGGUGAAUCCUCCGGGGCUUCAUCAGCUUCGCCCGAGUCCUCUUCUGCCGCUUCCUCGAUUCCCACUGAGACACCUGGUACUUCUACGGGUGCUGGAGAGUCCUCUGCGGCCACAUCGGGUGCUGCCUCUGAGACUUCCAGUGGCCCUGUCGUGGACACUUCAUCCGACAUUGGCGUCUCUUCUGAACCUGCUACCUCCAGCGCCCCUGAGACUUCCAGUGAUGUUGGUGUAAACACUUCAUCGGAUGACGGUGCCUCUUCCGGCCCUGCUACCUCUGAUGUUCCCGAGACUUCCUCAGGUGCCUCAACCAGUGACUCCCUCGCCAGCUCUACUUCUGCGCCAUCUGAUGGAUCCUCUGCUACAUCGGAUGUCCCAGCGCAAACCUCCAGUGAUGCUGGCGCUGGUAGCUCCUCAGACACUGGUGCCUCGUCUACUGCUGAGGCUGAAUCCUCAUCUGCACCGGCCGGCGAGUCUUCGCUGGCUACAUCAGCUGCCCCUACUGAGACUUCUAGUGACGCUGGUGCCAGUAGCUCUUCAGAUGCCGGCGCUCCGUCUACUUCUGAUGCUUCGCCAACUUCGUCGGCCGACACUGAGUCCUCAUCUGCCCCAGCUCAAGAGUCUUCGACUACAGCCGGUGUACCAGCGGAGACCUCAAGCGACGCUGGUUCAUCUGCUGCUGCAACCUCCUCCGAUGUACUUGAGUCAUCCUCAUCCGGUGCUGAGCCUACCAGCACGUCCGACGGCUCCGGUGCCACUUCUUCUCCCGCAGCAUCGAAUACCCCCGAGACCUCUUCCGAUGUCCCCUCGGAGACAUCCAGCGACACUGGUGUCAACAGCUCCUCUGGCUCUGCCCCUUCCACCUCUUCAGAUGGCAUCGAACCGACCAGCAGCUCUGAUGCUGCCGCUAGUACCACGUCCUCACCCGCUGAGGAGUCGUCAUCGCCAGCUACCUCGGAUGCCCCCGUGACCUCCUCUGACGUUCCCGCUGAGACCUCUUCUGAAGCUCCUGUGGAGACUUCCAGUGAUGCUCCAGCCAACUCUUCAGAGGCUGAGACUUCAUCCGCCGUUGUCGAGACCUCUUCUACUGCUUCCUCUGCCGCCGAGACAUCUUCUACCGACACUGGGCCUACCAGCAGCGCAGCCGAUACCUCAUCAGCCGAUGCUGCGACAUCCACCCCCGAGUCCUCCUCCUCUGCUCCCGAGACCAGCGCUGAGCCCACCUCAUCCGCCGCAGUGACGUCUGCUGAACCUGCCACAACCGAAGCCCCAACCUCUGCAAGCCCAACCACUCCUGAGGCUCAGACAUCCUCCUCUGCAACUGAGUGUAUCCCCUCGCCAAACACUUCGGCUACUUGUACCGUGGCUCUCCCUGCUGCCUGCGCAGAACUCGAGACUACCAACGGUCUAGCUCUUAUCCCUGUACUCGCUCUCUGCACCACUGCCCUCGGGCCCUAUGCCGUUGGUAACGUUGCCUCCUGUCUCGCAACUACGCCCAUCGUUGGCUCUUCUGGUUUGAGUAUCUUCAACUGUGUCGUUGAUGCCUUGGAAGAGCGUUGCAUCACAACUCUGCCGGAGUCUUGUACAGAUCUGGCGAAUACCAAUGGCCUUGAGCUUGUCGCCGAUGUUGCCAUUUGCGCUGUUGCUCUCGGUCCUUUUGCUGCUGGAAGUGCUGCAACAUGUCUCUCCACUGGUGACAUCACUGGCUCUACAACAGGUACAAGCAUCGUUGAGUGUCUUGAGAUUGCCUUUGGCAUUACAUCCGGCACAGGUACCGUUACCGGCAUCCCAUACUGCGCUGAGUCUACGGCUACGUCCACUCCCACGCCUACACCAACCCCUACGCCGGCCUGCUUCACACUUCCUGACGCUUGCGAGUCCAUCGGCAGUUUGACUGGUUCCGUGGCUAUCGCUGUAGCCGCUCCUGCGUGUAGAACAGCACUCGGCGCUUACAACACAGGCACCGUGGCAUCUUGCACUACCUCCGGUAUCGGUCUCUUCACGUCCGGCUCGGUUGUCGUUAAUUGUCUCAACAAUGCCCUCUCUGGGGUGUGUAUCUCGACACUCCCAGCAGCUUGUUCCAGCUUGGCUGGUCAGAAUGCAGUUCAACUUGCACUGAACCUUGGUGCUUGCGACACUGCCCUUGGACCAUUCGGAGAGGGAGCGGCGGAAGACUGCUUGAGCGUUCUUCAGGGCAGCGGCGACGCUGUUGUGAGCUGUCUCAACAAUGCACUUUUCUAUCCCACUACGGCUAGCUUGGCUAAGUAA